This is a messenger RNA of Adelges cooleyi (spruce gall adelgid), 5395 nucleotides long. RefSeq names its product disks large homolog 5 (gene Dlg5). NCBI's taxonomy places the organism in Eukaryota, Metazoa, Arthropoda, Insecta, Hemiptera, Adelgidae. Gene Ontology annotation, molecular function: protein binding. The coding region runs from base 328 to 5325 and encodes 1665 amino acids. The transcript is spliced from 19 exons. The record is from RefSeq and is a predicted model, not a curated record.
GUAAAGAAGAAAAUUAUUGUUUCUGAUUUCAUUCGUUUUUUAAUUAUUGAUUCUAUUGAGUUGUUAUUUUUGAUUCUGUUUCUUAUUUUGUUGUCAUUACAUUUCUCUAAAAUUUUAAUUUGUAGUUAAAUCGUAUUAUCUACGUUUUAUAAAUAAUAUCGAUAGUGUUGGUUAUUUGUAGUGUAAUUGAACCCAAAAUUCCCGUUAUGUCUGUCACAAUACAUUUAACGCAAACCGAAAGAAAGUAUAACAAGACAAUUAUUGUGGCUAUGUGCAAAAAAAAAUAAUGUCAGGAUUGGAAGUCUUAGAGUUGCUACAAACAUUAAGAUGUCGUCAAAUAGUAAUAUAGAAAACUCCAAAAACACAGAUAUGUUAACAAGGAGUUAUUCGGAUCGUAGCAAUGAUAGAAAUAGAGAUACCAAUAGUAAUCGAGAACGAGAUUAUGAUGGAUUAAAACAACAAUGUGACAAAGCAAUGCAUGAAUUAAUAAUGCUACGACGGCAACAUGGUGAGACUGUGCGAAGGUAUGAUCAAACAAGAAAAGAAUUGGAAUAUUAUCGAGGUCAAAAUCAGGUUAUGAUAAAUCAAAUUGAACAAGCUGCUCAAGAAUCAUCUUCUUUACGAGCUAAAUUAGCUGUUGAAAAACAAAUUUUAGAUCGAUCACAGCAGGAUCUUCCAGAAGAUGAUACAGCAAGUGGUGACUCUCUUAAUGAUCAUUUUAUGUCUUAUGACUCAAGAUUGGAAAAUUAUGAAUCGCUUAGAAAGGGAUAUGAAGAUUUACGCACUACACAUUCUGCAGCUGUAGAUAAAAUGGACAUGAUGAAAGAUGAGAUCAAUCAGUUAAAAAAACAAUGCAAUGAGCUAUUUAAGGAGCGGGAUAUAGCACUUCGAGAAAGAGAUGGCCUUAAACAGCAAUGUACAGCUGCUAUACGACAGUGGGAUUUAACACUACGAGAACGGAAUGACCUCCAAGAAGCUAUCCAGAAAGUGCAACAACAGCAUGAAGAAGCAGUUAAAGAAAUGAAAGCGGCUGUUGCCUAUAGUGUUAAAAGCAGUAAAGAACUAAAAGAAUUAAAUAAAGCUCAUGAUGCUGCUGUUAAAGAAUAUAGGCUUAUUAUGAGUGAACGUGACAGUGUACAUAAUGAACUUGAAAAACUUUCAGAAGAUUUGUCACAAGCUUACAAUAAAAACAAAGCUUUAGAGAACGAAAUUAAAUCUUGUCGAGAUGAUAAGAAAACCCUUCAAUUGCAUAUUGAGUCAUUAAAACGUGAAAUAUCAUCUGCACUGCAUGAUCGUGAUAAAGCACUUAAAGAGUGCAAUGAUUAUCAAGAAAGAUUUGGGGAAAUAACUGCAAAGAAUGAGUCUCAAAGAGAAUUCAAGAGUCAUUUGGAUUAUGGUUUUAGUAGGGAACGAGAAAAUAGAAAUGAUUCACGCGAACAGGUAGCCGCUUUAGAUUUAUACAAUUCUUGUCAAAAAGAACGCAUGGAUAAUCUAGAUCAGGCCAAUCAAGAAAUUGAACGCUUAAGAAAGUUGGCUGAUAAAUAUCACGCAGAGUUGGAUGAAUCAUUACAAGAAGCAGAAGUCUCAAAAAGACGACGCGAUUGGGCAUUCAGUGAACGCGAUAAAAUUGUACUGGAGCGUGAAAGUAUACGUACUCUUUGUGAUAGUUUAAGAAAACAGCGUGACGAUGCAGUUAGCAAGUUGGCCCGUGCAAUGAGAGACUGUGAUGAUAUAAUGAAACAAAAAAGUGACACUGCUAAAGAGCUCAACGAUCUCAAGGAAAAAAUGGAAGCACAGCUAGAAAAGGAAGCACGUAUAUUGCAACUACAAGCAACUGGUCGUUACAGUCAAGACUCUGCAAUUGAUACUGAUCUUCAAGACUGGGAUACAGAAAUUCUAAACAUUGAUUUAGGAUCUUUAGGGUCAAAUGAUGAUUUGGGUAUCGAUUUGUUAGGAGGUAGAGAUGAUCCUUUAUAUCCUAAUGACAAUGCAAUUUACAUAUCAUCUGUUAGUAAAGGAAGUAUUGCAUCAAGAAAAUUAAGAGUAAAUGAUUGUAUCCUAAGAGUUAAUAGCCUUGAUUGUACAUCGAUUAGUAAACGACUAGUUCUAGAAACGAUGAGAUCUCUGAGUAGUGCUACUUUAGUUAUUCGUCGAAGAAAACCUGCUUCACCUUCUAGAAGUCUUUUCACUACCCAACUUCAAGUGAAUAACUAUGACCACGGAAUUUCAUUAGAAACGGGUGUUUAUAUUAACAAAAUAACUCCAGGAUCUCUAGCAGCCAAAGAUGGAAAUUUAGAUGUAGGCGAUAGAGUGUUGAGUAUUAAUAAUAAGACUGUGGAAAACAUUAAAAAUUCAAGAGAAGCCAUGUUACUAUUACAUGAACCAGGUGAUGUUUUAACUAUCACUACUAUGAAAUCCACCUAUUGUGCUGGUAACUGCGGCUCGGGACCGAAUCGUGAUAUAUACAAAAAAUACACAAACAGCACCACACAAACUGAUAAAUCUAGCUAUACUAGAUAUCAAGAACCUUACCAAGAACCACAAUAUGUUCAGUCUAGAAGAGUGAUGUUGGAUGUACCUGAAAAACCUCACAGAAAUCCAUCGCCUGUUAACAACUCAAUUUCAGAACGUGACCAAGAAGAUGCUAUUGCUGAAUUAGAUUCUGUUAUUGAUGCUUUCCGACCUCAUCCAGCACCUAAUACUACCAAACUUUCUAGUCGUCAUAGAAAACCAAAAGAAUUAGAUAAGAAUGGGGGAACUUGGCCUAAGGCUAGAAGUGGUCCAGUAAUCGAGCAUGGUACUGGUACUAUACUUCAUCCUCGUAAAAAUAAAGAACGAUUGCCAUUAUCGGUUCUCUUGAACAACCCUCCUUCUUGGUCUCCACAAAAUAAUUCAAAAACAGACACAUCGUCUAUAGAUUUUUCUGUCAGGUCUGGAAAAAUAGGUAAAGAUGUAAUGGAAUAUUAUGCCAAGAAGAAAAGUGGUAAAUAUGCUAAUAGUGAUACAGAAAGUAAUGCUGGUGAUAGCCCUGCAGUUAGACCGCUUUCACACAGUAUGUACGGUCCACCGUCAACCAAUGCUCACCAUUUUUUCACACCACAAUAUACUAGGUAUACUCAACCAUCACCGUCCAAUAGUGGAGAGUCGAUGCUUUAUUGUUUUGAACCGCCCUAUAGUCAUGUGUCUCAAUUUCAUCACAGUCAUUCUCCUUCAGUUGACAUGCAUUAUAACAGACAUACGACUAGAUCACCACAUCGUAUAAUGAGUAAUAUUGGUUAUCGAGGUGAAGACAUGCCCGAGUCUUAUCAUGGUUAUGAAGUAGGUACAUUUCCUAGAAAGAGAGAAAAUCCUAGAUUUAGAAUACCUUCUAAUCCAAGUGUAACAAGUAAAAGUAGUGGUGGUGCUGUUGGUAUUUCAACAGGAAGUAUUGAUAGGUCUGUAAGCAGUGAAAGAGACAGCCCGAUGCCUACGUUUAGAGUAGAAGUUUUAAACUCUGGACAAAUACCAAUGCCAGCAAAUAAGCGACAAUCUUUACCAGAAUACGGUUGGGCCUCAAAGUAUUUGAAGAAACCAUUGCUAAGAGGUGUUGGUAGUGGCCCACUACCUGGAGAGUUAAGAUGGAUAAGUAUAGAAAAAUCAGUUGAACCACUAGGUAUUCAAAUAGCGGAGAGUGAUAGCGGAGGAGUGUUUGUCUCUACUGUGAGUGAACAUAGUGUAGCUUCAAAACUUGGUCUCCAGGUCGGUGAUCAGCUGUUAGAAGUAUGCGGGAUCAAUAUGAGAAGUGCUACUUAUCAGUUAGCGGCAAAUGUUUUACGACAAUGUGGAAACUCCAUUACUAUGCUGGUUCAAUAUAGUCCAGACAAGUAUCAAGAACUAGAAGGAGCUGAAAGUUCAACGAGUAGUCGAUCAGAAACGCCAACACCCUGUAACUCUCCUACUGUUAAUAGGAAAUCAACGGGUGCUUCUGUAUUGGCUCAUGGAAUGACGACUUUAACGCGUCGCAAAAGCGAUAGAAACUCUGAAAAUAGAGGUAUGCGAUUGUAUGAACCGCGUUACUUGAUUAUGGAAACUAGAAAGUGUAGUAACUUAGGAAUAAGUUUGGUUGGAGGCAAUGCUGUUGGAAUUUUUGUUCACAGUGUAACUGUAAAUUCAUUAGCGUUCAAUGCGGGUUUAAGAACUGGUGACCGUAUUCUUGAAUAUAAUGGAACUGAUUUAAGAGAAGCUACGGCCGAAGAAGCGGCUUAUGAAUUGGCUAAACCUGCUGAUAAAGUAACUGUCCUCGCUCAGUAUCUAAUUGAUCGAUACAAUGAAAUUAAAGAUAAGCCUGGAGACAGUUUCUUUAUCCGAGCCCUGUUCGAUCGUACGGCUGAACUUGGAGAUUCAUCAACAAAUUCAUCUCAAUUACAGUUUCGUAAAGACGAUGUGCUUUAUGUUGAUAAUACAAUGUAUAAUGGAGUACCUGGUAAUUGGCGUGCUUGGCUUGUCGAUCAUAAUGGUUACAAACAACAAGUCGGCAUCAUACCUAGCAAAUACAAGGUCGAAGAAGAACUUGUUAUCAGACGAAGUGGUGGUGAACUCGAGUGUGAUGCACGACGAGCAACAAGACGAAGUUUCUUUAGGCGUAAAAAGCAUCAACGCAGCAAUUCUAAAGAAUUAGCUAGCUUUUCAAACAUCAAUUUAGGCUGGUACAGCAGUGAUUCCGGUACACUACACGAUGACUCUCUUGUUAUUGCCUCUUACCAAAGAGUCAUUAGAUUGAACUCUGAGCCAAGUAUUCGUCCAGUCAUGGUUGUUGGGCCCUUGGCAGACUGUGUUACCGAUAAGUUAAUUGGAGAUUUCCCAGAUUUGUUUAUGAGAUACAUUCCUGAGGCAAAACAUUGUUCUCAGGCUUCUAUGGAAAAAGGAGUUGCCGAUAGUAUUUUUAUAGAUUAUCGCAAAAAAGGAUCCAUCUAUGAAUGUGUUUCGGUAGCUGGACUCAAAGAAGCAUGUGGCAAGAAUUGCCAUUGCAUUAUUGACAUUGGUUUGACCAGUGUUGAAAGGCUUCAUCGCCAUCACAUAUAUCCGAUUGUCCUACUUAUCAAAUUCAAAUCUACAAAACAAGUAAAAGAGGCUAAAGACUCGCGUUCGUCUCACGAUAAAAUUUCUGCUAAAGCUGCCAAAGAAAUGUAUGAACAUGCACUGAAAUUAGAGUCUGAAUAUCGACACUACAUAUCAGCCAUCAUACCAGCUGGAGUAAAUGUAGCAUAUAUGUGCACUCAAAUUAAAGCGGCUGUUGAUUUAGAACAAAGCAAAACAUUGUGGGUACCAUCACCGACGCCACUUUAGAGUAUUGUGUCUUCCAAAAUUUUAAUGUUCCGUCCAAGAAAAUAUAGUUUUAAUUAUUAUAAUUACUAAA